AUGGUUGCUUACUUUAUGCAGAUGAUCUGGUACUAUGGUAUUCCGGGCUUACUUUAUGCAGAUGAUCUUGUUCUAUGGUAUUCCGCCUACUUUACGCAGAUGAUCUGGUACUAUGGUAUUCCGCCCCCAAGGAAAAAAGCUAAGGAGAGGACAGAAAGUGUCCUAAAUUGUGCACUUAUCAAACUACUAGCAAACUGGUGCGACAACAAUGGAAUGCAUAAACCCGCUUCUAAGAUACAAGGAAAUCAACACCGCGAAAACUGCAUUCCAAACUUUUUCUUUGACCCGUCACAGCACACUCUAGAAAAAACCAAUGAGUUCGCCUAUCUCGGAAUGACAUGGUACAAGAAUACUACCCUUGUAAAAACCAAUGAUUUCGGGUACAAGGAUACUACCCUAGAAAAAACCAAGGAGUUCACUUAUCUCGGAAUGAUGUUUGGCACAAAGCUAACACGCGUAUGGGGCUGUGGACGCUCAACUCUCAACACCACUUACAAGAUAUUUAUUCAGCCAAUAAUGUUGCAUUGCUAUGAGUCACUCAUUAAAGCCACAGAGGUGACUCUCAAACCACUCGAGAAGGCUCACAACCAGGCAUUACGACUAAUUACUGGAGGGAUAAAAUCAACACCCAUUGAUGCAAUUCUCCUGAUUACAGGGAACACCACAAUAUGUUCCCUUAUCAAAGAGAAGGCCUUGAUCCUGUAUGAGAAGCUACUGCACAUUCCCAUGGACAAGUUCUUCAGCACCUAUGAGAAUAGACCGAGACAUCUGAAAACGCAAUCUGGUCUAAUACAGAAAGCCAUAGAACUGAAGAAGGCAUUACAAAUCGAUGACAAACCAAAAAGUCUCCCUCUACCCAAUCACCCAUUUAAAGACACUGAUGUAGUGUGUUGCACCCAACCGCUUGACUACUUCAGGAAAUCAAACACCUCUCCAGAACAAAUGCGCCCACUGGCCCUUGAGACAAUCAAUGUCAACUAUCCUAAGUCUGCACUGUUGAGGCUGCAAAACUUACUGGCCCUUGAGACAAUCAAUGUUAACUAUACUGGAGAUGGGUCAACUAUCCUGCAGAUCAAUGGCUCCAAGUCUUCACUGCUGGAACUAUCCUGGAGAUCAAUGGCUCCAAGACAGUUGGCACUCUCCGAUAUAACCGACUGGCCAGGAAUCGAAGCCGUUGCCGACUGGCCAAGAAUCGAAGCCGUUGCUGAGUUUAACUUUGGCCAAGAAUCGAAGCCGUUGCUGAGUUUAGACUACGUACCGGACGGAUUGCCUGGCAAAACACCUUCAAAGAUUGGGAGAGAAACACAGUUGGCACUCUCCGAUAUAACCGACUGGCCAGGAAUCGAAGCCGUUGCCGACUGGCCAAGAAUCGAAGCCGUUGCUGAGUUUAGAGUGGCACUCUACCACAUAGCCGAAUGGCCAAGAAUCGAAGCCGUUGCUGAGUUUAGACUUUGGCCAAGAAUCGAAGCCGUUGCUGAGUUUAGACUACGUACCAGAACACGAAUGCUUGGCAAAACACCUUCACAGGUUGGGAGAGGAAAUGGAGAAGACCCACCUGAUGUGAAACCUACAGGAGGAAAUGGAGAAGACCCAUCUGAUUCUCUACAGGAGAAAAUGGAGAAGACCCACCUGAUUCGGUGUUCAAAGGAGGAAAUGGAGAAGACCCACCUGAUUCGGUGUCUAGCGGAGGAAAUGGUGAUGACCCACCUGAUUCGGUGUCCAGCUCUAAAGACAACGCAGACCCACCUGAUUCGGUGUCCAGCUCUAAAGACAAGGACAUGGAGUCUGAUUGUGAAACCUACAGGAGGAAAUGGAGAAGACCCAUCUGAUUCUCAAGGAGGAAAUGGAGAAGACCCACCUGAUUCGGUGUCUAGCGAUCAACCCACAUGCCCUCUAUGUAACCUACAGGAGGAAAUCUGGCGAAGCACCUUCACAGAUUAG
Rodentolepis nana is the source of this 1941-nucleotide messenger RNA. The record is from the annotation of a GenBank genome assembly. NCBI's taxonomy places the organism in Eukaryota, Metazoa, Platyhelminthes, Cestoda, Cyclophyllidea, Hymenolepididae.